Molecule: messenger RNA, 1057 nt
Organism: Colossoma macropomum (tambaqui)
Lineage: Eukaryota; Metazoa; Chordata; Actinopteri; Characiformes; Serrasalmidae
Product: trafficking protein particle complex subunit 5-like
Exons: 4
Coding region: 84-650 (188 amino acids)
Biological process (GO): endoplasmic reticulum to Golgi vesicle-mediated transport
Cellular component (GO): TRAPPI protein complex; TRAPPII protein complex; TRAPPIII protein complex
Source: RefSeq, a predicted model, not a curated record
CCUGCGCAACACAAACGAAGAAGAACUGUUUCCAAGAGAGAGGCACCUGCAGGGUGUUGGAAGGCAAAAAAGUUGACACCAACAUGGAUAUAAGCUUCACUAAAGGGAAGUCGGCCAUCCUGGAGCGGCCGUUGUCUCGACCCAAGACGGAGGUCAGCUUAAGUGCCUUUGCCUUCCUCUUUUCUGAAAUGGUCCAAUACUGCCAGAAUCGAGUGUACUCAGUGUCUGAGCUGCAGGCGCGCCUGGCUGAUAUGGGCCAAAGUGUGGGGGCCAGCCUGCUGGAUGUCCUGGUGCUCCGGGAGAAGAACGGCAAAAGAGAGACCAAAGUGCUCAACAUCCUGCUCUUCAUCAAGGUGAAUGUCUGGAAGGCUCUAUUUGGCAAGGAGGCAGACAAGCUUGAGCAAGCAAACGAUGACGACAAAACAUACUACAUCAUUGAGAAAGAGCCACUGGUGAACGCGUUUAUAUCUGUGCCCAAGGAGAACAGCACUCUGAACUGUGCUGCCUUUACUGCUGGGAUAGUGGAGGCCAUCCUUACCCACAGCGGAUUCCCUGCCAAAGUCACUGCACACUGGCACAAAGGCACCACACUGAUGAUCAAGUUCGACGAAGCGGUCAUCGCCCGAGAAAAGCAAAUGGACGGCAGAUAGAGACUUUGAAGGAGCUGUAGGUUAAAGGAGAGACACUUGGAUUUUGUAACUUUGUAAACUGCGUGGGUGAGAGCUAUGGGGGCCAGUUGACUUGGCUCAAAAAAUAUCCUUUAGUAAACCUGUUCCUGAUGCUUAUUGAUUGCUUGAAAGAAUUGUUUCAUCAUUGUCAUAAAAAAUCUUCAAUUUCCAGAAAAAUGUUCUUGAUAUCUGGUUAUGUAACUUUAAAAUGAAUUUCUUCUGGUCCAUUUGUAAUGAAAUGUUCACACAAUGUAAAAGGGAGCCACUGGUUUUACGUGAUGUAAAAACAUUUUCAGAAAGGAAAAAUGGAUUUACAAGGUUUUCUUAUGGCGGUGAAGAUUUGUAUUAAAACAUGUCUGAACCAAAAGACCAAGAUCUUUCACCAGGAA